Molecule: messenger RNA, 1729 nt
Organism: Globicephala melas (long-finned pilot whale)
Lineage: Eukaryota; Metazoa; Chordata; Mammalia; Artiodactyla; Delphinidae
Gene: BNIP3
Product: BCL2 interacting protein 3
Biological process (GO): mitochondrial outer membrane permeabilization; positive regulation of apoptotic process
Cellular component (GO): nucleus; nuclear envelope; mitochondrial outer membrane
Source: RefSeq, a predicted model, not a curated record
GUGCCGCCGCUUAUCCGCGGAGCUCCGGCCGCGAGCGUCAGUCAUUCGGAGCCGCGGGCCGACCGCGCUCUAGCUACCGCGGCGUUCCCGCUCCCUUUCCUUCUCCCUCCUGGAGCGCCCGCCGACCCCAACCCCGACCCGCCGGCCGCAGCGCCCUCGCCCUGCCGCCAUGUCGCAGAGCGAGACCCCCGGGCUGCCGGAGGAGAGCCUGCACGGCUCCUGGGUAGAAUUACACUUUGGCAGUAACGGGAGCGGGAGCAGCGCUCCAGACUCUGUUUCUAUUUAUAAUGGCGACAUGGAAAAAAUCCUGCUGGAUGCCCAGCGUGAAUCUGGACGGAGCAGCUCCAGGAGCUCUCACUGUGACAGCCCACCUCGCUCACAGACCCCACAAGAUACUAACAGAGCUUCUGAGACAGACACACAUAGUCUUGGAGAAAAGAACAGCUCCCAGCUGCAAUCAGGGGUACACUCUGAGGAAGACUAUAUGGAGAGGAGGAAGGAAGUCGAAAGCAUCUUGAAGAAAAACUCAGACUGGAUUUGGGAUUGGUCCAGCCGGCCGGAAAACGUGCCCCCGACCAAGGAGUUCCUCCUCUUCAAGCGCCCGAAGCGCGCGCCCACGCUCAGCAUGCGGAACACGAGCGUCAUGAAGAAAGGGGGCAUCUUCUCGGCGGAGUUUCUCAAAGUUUUUCUGCCGUCUCUUCUGCUGUCCCAUCUGCUGGCCAUCGGGUUGGGGAUCUACAUUGGAAGGCGCCUGACGACAUCCACCAGCACGUUUUGAUGAAGAACUGGCGUCCGGCUUUCUCAUGUAGUGGGGGUGUGUGUUGUCCGCAGCACAGCGUACAGAGGAGGCUGUCGUGGUCCUUGGGUGGCUGCAUCACUUGUGUCAUUUCUUCUGUAAAUGCCACGUUCCUAACUCAGUAAAAUAAAGACUAAGACCAUGCUCUCCCAUAAUCGUACUUAUGGGAUAAAGUAAUAAGCCUGUCAUUGAUUAAUAUCUAUUAAUAAUUUGGUGGUAAUCUUUCUUCGGAUAUUAUAAAUAUUUAAGUAUAAAUAAUUUUAACGUAUCCAUGAUGUAUGUAGUACUUUAACACAAUAUCUGCAACCUUGAUUGAGUUAAACACUGUAUUUUGAAAGAACGAAUACCGUUGACAUUAAAAGGACUACAUGAGGGCUUAUCCCGAAUAAACACUGUGACCUUACAACCCUGUUGUAGACCGUAUGUGAGUGGAUGCAACCGUCUACUACAGACGCCCCUCAGCUCUCUCUGUGCUGGUGGUUCUUUGUGACGUGACAUGUACAAUCCAGGCUGCAACACGGGUGGGCCAGGUCGUCCCCACACUGGCACCUCGUGCAGCACAGGGACUCUCGCUGAGACUUACGACCACCCUGGACGGCGACCACCGGAUGAUCAGUGUCUUUUAUCUCGGGAUUGCUAAAUUCAGUCUGUCUGUGUUCAGUUGUUGUGUGCUCUUAGGAUCAGCUUUAUUCUAAGCUAUUCCGUGUCUACUUUAAAAGCCUGGAAAUAGAAAACAAAUGAAUCUUUGCCAAAUACUUCGUUACGGUGUUUACGUACGUCACACAAGCUUUUUCAUUAAACCAGGUGUAUCCCCACUGCAUGGUUUUUAAAGGCCGCCCCUUUGAUACACUGUAUAAAUGCUGUUGUAUUUGUUUCACUUUUCCACACUAAAUUCGGUUGUGUUAAAUAAAUGUAACAUUCUAAUUUUUAAAA